Molecule: messenger RNA, 510 nt
Organism: Sclerotinia sclerotiorum 1980 UF-70
Lineage: Eukaryota; Fungi; Ascomycota; Leotiomycetes; Helotiales; Sclerotiniaceae
Exons: 1
Coding region: 1-510 (169 amino acids)
Source: RefSeq, a predicted model, not a curated record
AUGUUCUCCAACCUCGCCUACCUCCUAACCUCCAAAUCCAUCACCCUCUACAUCCUCUACACAUUACACGUCAUGCUAGGCACUUCUCUCGUCUUCACCGCCCUCUACACCUACGGUUUACAUUCGAGCAAAGCGAUGGCACGGGCAGCUGCACUCGAAGCUUCAAUGCAAGCUAGUGGUAAUAAUGGGUGUGGAAUUUCAACGAUGGGAAAUGGAAGUGCGGUGGAAUUUGAAGAUGAUUUGGAUACUGAGAUGCAUGGGAUGGAUAUUGCGAUUGGUGGAUUGGAUGGGGUGAGGAAGAGUGGGAGUGUGGUUGGUUUGAGUACGGGUAGAGUGGAGUGGGAAAAUGGAAGUGUGGGGUUGGAGGUUGAGGGUGCAGAUUUGGGGGUGGAGCGGACCGGGGUUAGGUUUAGGGAGGUUUGUUAUUCUUCGCGUCAGAAAGAGGGGGUGCAGGUUGGUGUGUCUGUGCCUGUGAUGGGUGGUAGGGGAAUAUCUGUUGAAAUUUCUUGA